Messenger RNA from Ictidomys tridecemlineatus (thirteen-lined ground squirrel), 3963 nucleotides. It is a transcript of the gene Galnt9, whose product is annotated as polypeptide N-acetylgalactosaminyltransferase 9. Gene Ontology annotation, cellular component: Golgi apparatus. Gene Ontology annotation, molecular function: polypeptide N-acetylgalactosaminyltransferase activity. NCBI's taxonomy places the organism in Eukaryota, Metazoa, Chordata, Mammalia, Rodentia, Sciuridae. The record is from RefSeq and is a predicted model, not a curated record. Gene Ontology annotation, biological process: protein O-linked glycosylation.
GCCGCCCAGGCCCCUGGGGAUGCCCCGCGGCGAGGCGGCCCCGCCCGAUCCGCACUCAUGGCGGUGGCCAGGAAGAUCAAAACUUUGCUGACGGUCAACAUCCUGGUGUUCGUGGGCAUCGUCCUCUUCUCCGUGUACUGCCGCCUGCAGGACCGCUCUGCCGCGCUGGUGCAGGUCGUGCGCGGCGCCGACCGCCGGGUGCGCAGCCGGCACGCCAAGGUGGGCGCGCUGGCCGACCGCGAAGCCAUCCUGCAGCGUCUGGACCACCUGGAGGAGGUGGUCUACAACCAGCUCAAUGGUCUUGCAAAACCCAUCGGCCUGGUAGAGGGGCCAGGUGGCCUGGGUCAGGGAGGCGUGGCGGCCACUCUGCAGGAGGACAGCCAGGAGAGGGAAGGCAAGUACGAGGAGUAUGGCUACAAUGCCCAGCUCAGCGAUCGCAUCUCCCUGGACAGGACUAUCCCCGACUACAGGCCCAAAAAGUGCAGACAGCUGACCUACUCGGGUGACCUGCCCCAGGUCUCCGUGGUCUUCAUCUUCGUCAACGAGGCCCUGUCUGUCAUCCUGCGCUCCGUGCACAGCGUGGUCAACCACACGCCCUCCCAGCUGCUGAAGGAGGUCAUCCUGGUGGAUGACAACAGUGACAACGUGGAGCUCAAGUUCAACCUGGAUCAGUACGUCCACCGGAGGUACCCUGGCCUGGUGAAGGUCGUCCGCAACAGCCGGCGGGAAGGCCUGAUCCGCGCGCGGCUGCAGGGCUGGAAGGUGGCCACGGCCCCUGUGGUCGGGUUCUUCGAUGCCCACGUGGAGUUCAACACCGGCUGGGCCGAGCCUGCCCUCCUGCGCAUCCGUGAGGAUCGGAGGCGCAUCGUCCUGCCGGCCAUCGACAACAUCAAGUACAGCACCUUCGAGGUGCAGCAGUAUGCCAGCGCUGCCCACGGCUACAACUGGGGGCUCUGGUGCAUGUACAUCAUCCCACCCCAGGACUGGCUAGACCGUGGGGAUGAGGCGGCACCCAUCAGGACCCCCGCCAUGAUCGGCUGUUCCUUCGUGGUGGACCGCGAGUACUUCGGGGACAUCGGCCUGCUGGACCCGGGCAUGGAGGUGUACGGUGCGGAGAACAUCGAGCUGGGGAUGAGGGUGUGGCAGUGUGGCGGCAGCAUGGAGGUGCUGCCCUGCUCCCGCGUGGCCCACAUCGAGCGCACCAAGAAGCCCUACAACAACGACAUCGACUACUACGCCAAGCGCAAUGCUCUGCGGGCCGCGGAGGUGUGGAUGGAUGAGUUCAAGUCCCACGUGUACAUGGCCUGGAACAUCCCCAUGACCAACCCAGGGGUGGACUUCGGGGACGUGUCUGAGAGGCUGGCCCUGCGCCAGAGGCUGAAAUGCCGCAGCUUCAAGUGGUACCUGGAGAAUGUGUAUCCCGAGAUGAGGACCUACAACAACACCCUCACGUACGGAGAGGUGAGAAACAGCAAGGCCAGUGGCUACUGCCUGGACCAGGGUGCGGAGGACGAUGACCGGGCCAUCCUCUACCCCUGCCACGGCAUGUCCUCCCAGCUGGUGCGGUACAGUGCUGACGGCCUCCUGCAGCUGGGCCCCCUGGGCUCCACGGCCUUCCUGCCCGACUCCAAGUGCCUGGUGGACGAUGGCCGGGGACGCACGCCCACCCUGAAGAAGUGUGAAGAUGUGGCCAGGCCGGCACAGCGGCUGUGGGACUUCACGCAGAGUGGCCCCAUCGUGAGCCGGGACACGGGCCGGUGCCUAGAGGUAGAGAUGUCCAAAGACGCCAACUUCGGGCUCCGGCUGGUGGUGCAGAGGUGCUCAGGGCAGAAGUGGAUGAUCAGGAACUGGAUCAAGCACGGGCAGCACUGACCUUGCCCCCAGAGCCGCUGUCCAGGACAUGGGCACUGGUGGACCUUGGGGAGCCCUGGGCAAGCCCGGGCUGGAGCCAGGACUGCCUCACACCACCCACCCCCCCGGGCAGGCUGGGCCAUGUGCCCGGGACAGGGGAGGCCUGGCGCCUGCGGCCAUAGCCACCAUGUCGGGGACAGACCCUCCCAGGACGGGCAGCUCUGCCAAGGGAGGGUGUCCGAGGACUGGGACUCCCGCGCGACUCACGUGCCUUUCUACAGAGAUCCUCCUCAGGCUGCCGGGACAGCCGCCCUGCAUGUGCCGAAGCCCUAUGAACUCACCCCAGCUACUCACGCCCUGGGACGAGGACCAGCACCACCCUCCAUGCACACGCUCCCUCCCAGCAGACAGAGCUCGCGCCCCUCGGCCAGCUCUCCUUCGGCCAGCUCUCCUUCGGCCAAGGCCAAAGCCGGAGGGCAGCUCCGAGAGAUCCGGGAAGAAGCGACAGCUGCCCUGGUCCCAAGGGCGACUGAGGCCAGGCCCAGGAGGCCACUCUGCUGCUCCGGGAGGCUUGGGAGGGGCCAGCAGCAGAGACGAAGCCACCUGCCUCGGGGAGCUGGAGAAAGCCCUGCGGGCAGGGGCUCUGCUUCUGCCAGCCCUCGCUGGACCAUGCCCCUGCUGCCCCCUGGAUCUGUGCCCUCUGUGGCAGAGGCAGCUGCGGACGCCCACCUCUCGCCUGUUUUUAUAAAUAAAGUCUUACGUGGCACUUACGUGGCACUCAGCCACCCCGCUGUUGGCGUCUUGUCGUGGCCCCAUGUGGGCUGCAGGUGCUCAGCUGAGACGUGGCCUUGGGGCUCUAGCCUCAGGGAAAUGUCCCAGUCCUGGAGGACACACGGCUCUCCCACCCUCAUGUCCUGGAGAGCUGCCUCCACAGCCUGGACCAGGCGAGGGGGUGGGGCAGGUGUGGAGUGGCCAGAACUCGCCUCACAGCCAGCUGGCCACAUGGAGGGAGAGGAGAGGGUCAGCUCCGGCCUCUCUGCAGCUGGCAGGAUGCAGAACAGAAUUCUCCUGCCCAGGUUUCAGAACAGUGUCCCCACGGCCCCAGCCUGCUUCACUCGGGGUCACUGAUGCUCAGGACUGUUGCCCUCGCCCCACACUGCAGCACCCACCAGGCACCUCUGGGGUUUGCUGGCAGCCGGAGUGCAUGUGCUUCCUGGGGCUGGCCUCAUGUAGUCAUGCUCACCCCUGCUGCUGAAGGCCAGGCUUGCAUUCCCUCCCCAGGCAGAGCCUCCAGGCCUCUUUCCUGGCCUUGCAGGGAGAGUGUAUCUGCCUGGUGGCUUCCAGUGUCCCCGCCCGUCGGGCAGCCUGGAGAGUGGCUGGCUUCGCUCUUGGACAUCAGCUGGAGAGACUGGAAGAUUCGUCUUCACCCUGUCCCACCCUCCUGGCCACAGUCAGGGACUCACCCCGGGUGGCUAGUGGAGUCACCAGCCACAGGGGACCUCAGGGAACCACAGGCAAACUUCCAUCCUAGGGGUGGUCCUCCCAGGCCCCCUGUGGGGGGCACGGCCUCCAGCAGGAGGGAGGCCCCUGUGUGGCAGCAGGGGCUGUCCUGUGUCCCCAGGGCUCCUGCCUCCUGUGGCGGGGACUGCGGGUGCCCCAAGGCUCCCUGCAGCAGGCGGCCACCCACUGUGUGUCACCCCAGAGUUCAUUCCCAAGAGCCCGAUGCUCAGGAGGGGGAGGAAGAGGCCCAGGACCCUGCUAUUGAAGACGUGCCCAUAGCACUGAGGCCAGUGUCCAGUCGACCCUGACCACGAUGUAUGCCCACGCUGAGACCAACUUCACAUGGAGGACGGUGGCCUGCACUGCCAGGAACCCCAGCCAAAGCCUUCCGCCUCAAAACAUGUCGAGUACCCCAGACAGCAGAGCCAGCCCAGUGUGGGGGGCAGAGCAGAUGGGAGAGGAGGGGUCACCCAGGUCCAGGUGACCCCAACCACACCCUGUGCUGCCUUUCCUGCCUUUCCUGCUCAGCACUUGUCUUUCCUUUUUAAACAACAAUAGUGUUUUAAGUGGCAAAGGUACAAGCAAAUAGGGUUUAAUAAAACCUAAUUCCCA